AUGGAGUUAGAGCGUGUCCAGAGAUUAGUGAGCAGACAACUAGAGACCGACUGGCUCUUCAACUCUUACAAGUUACAAGUGAGAGAGUUCGCCUUCAAGAUUGUGAAGGAAGUCAUCUCACAAGAGUCAGGGCUCAUCCAUAGCAGCAGAAAACUGAAAAAGCUCUGCCACGUUAUCGUGCACGAUAAUAGACCCAGCACCACUCUUCGACCAUCUCCAACCCCUCCUAAAAAAACCUGGCCAGAAAGAUAUCCAAACGAGCCGUUCAACGAAGUAGACGGAAAAUGUAUUGAACAUUUUCUUGGCAAACAUCCUUGCUUGAAAAAAGGCCGGAAGAGAGCAUACAUCGGUAAAUAUCAGCUAUCCGAAUCAUAUCCUAAAUCCUUCCAGAUCAAGGAUCUAGAACUCAGGGACGGAGAACUCAUUAUUGAGAACAUUGACCAACCUAGGAUGGUUCAGAUCACCUUCUUCAAGCAGCCCGACGGCACCUGCUACUUCAUAGACUGGACACUGACUGACGGCCAAAGACUGGCAGGAUUCAGCACUGUUUUGAGGUUUAUUCCGAGGUCAGGUGAUGAAGAAACACCGAAGCAGCGACUGACCCCCGCUGAUGUCAAGACCUGGUGGCAAAAAGACUUCCAGGCGCAUAUGGUGCAGUUCGUGUAUUUGGUUCUCAAGGAGGCUGUCAAUCCAAAAGGCCAUUCAUAUCUUUCUUGUGAUCGAGACUUUGCGCUCAUCGAGAAAAAAAGAGAACAAAACUCCACUACACCUGCACCCACUGAGAGGUCAGAUGAAGUUUGGCCUGAUGAUGGCUGGCCUCCUGCAGACGACCAACAACAGUUUAUCGAAGUGGAUGUCAGAGAUGUGGAGCGGUUGGUGGGCCGUCACCAAUGUCUCCAAAUAACUAAUAAAAGAGUGUACGUCAGCACACCUCAGCUAUCCAACAACUACCUUAAAGAUGUUCAGUACAAGGACUUGAAAUUAACAGAUGGCUCAGUGGAACAAAGAAUUUCCGUCAGUAAAGGCACAACCCUAGAGAUCUCCCGUAGCAAAAAGAAUCACUACACAGUGUUCAUCCCCUGUGUGGUCCCAGCAGUCCUCUUCCUCUACUCGUACUCGAUGUCUUCCAAUCAAGCCAGUGGAAGAAUAAGGAUUGACAUGGUCGGUAAGCCUCAGACCCUACAAGUUAUCAUAGAAAAAGACGGCAGAGAUUGUACCUUUGUAGAAGGAUCAGUUACAGACAUUUUCAAAGAGGUGUUGUGGAUCAAGCCUAGCCAAAACGAAGAGACCGACGUUAGGGAGGUUGCAAGGGAACUGAUACAAGGGUGGAAGGUUUACUACAAAGGCACAGAUCGUGCAAUUUGCAUACGCAAUGUUCGAGUCCUGAAACUCUUCCUCCAACUGCUCCGUCACCUCCAACCUCACCGCUCCCCAGGUGGACCUUCGCCACCAGACAUCAUGUGGCCUUUUAGGGACCCGAGGAAACCUUUCAACAGAGUGGAUAUGGAAAUAAUUAAACAUGUCGUAGGUAGCCACGAUUGCAUGGAAGGUAUCAGAAAGAGAAUAUACAUAGGAAAACUUAAUCUCGGUAGUUCAUUCCCGAGACAGUUUCGUGUGAGAGGUCUUGAAGUAAGUAAAGGUCUGGCAGACCAAAGAAUUACGAUGAACGAAAACUCUAAUCUGGCAAUAGACAUAGGAAGAGAGUACUUUACAGUACGUAUCCCUUGCGUGGCUCCAUUGGUUCUUUUCUUCUACGAGUACAGGAUGGCCUCCUUGAACUCCACAGGGCAUCUAAUCAUUGAGAUGAACGACGGCCCCACGACCCUAAUGGUGACCUUCAAGAGGGAAGAAGAUAGAACGUGCUCUUUCUUAGACGGAUCUGUCACAAAUAUGAAAGGACCAUUAGGUUAUAAGGUGGUCGUGUGGAUCAUGCCUCACAUGCAGAAGAACAACAGAACGGAAGCUGAUAAGGUUCGACGACUUUUGUUGGAGAAUAUGAAAGGCUGGGAGAAGUUUUAUUUUGAACAAAUAGUCGUGUUUGCCCACAAGAUAGUCAAGGAAGCUUUCAUGCAGACAGAGCAGGUCAUACAAAGAAGUGAUGACCUAUUAUCAAUGUGCACAAGGAUCAAUGACAGCCCAAGGAAAAUGAUUCCAGUCCCUAUUACACGAUCGGGUACUCAGACACAGUAUAUGAGACUCAUGGAGCCAUCACAAACCGUUUGCCAUCCACACAUCGAUUGGCCGGAAGAUCAGGAAGAGUGGCCCAACAGAGAUCCCUGCAAACCGUUCAACAGUGUGAGUUCGCGUGAGGUUGAAAAUGUAAUCGGCCGUCAAGACUGUCUGCAAUUGAACGAAGAGCGAAUAUACAUCGGCAGGCGUCAGUUUCCCGGGUAUUACAAAGAUUGGCAUGAUGCAGGAGCGCUGAAGUUGAGCAACGGACUUGUCAACCAGAGGAUCACUAUCAGUAGAGACACCAGUCUGUCUGUCAUCGCCGUCGGUAAUGGGAACAUUACAAUCCAGAUCAAUUGUGUAGUACCGAUAGUACUAUUCCUCUUCCAAUACCACAUUCAGUACACACGGUCUGAGGGAAAGGUCAGAUUUGAAGUCAGUGAUGGCCCUCUCGAACUGCUCGUGAAUCUACAGAAAGAAGAUGACGGCACCUGUUCCAUCAUGGCUGGGUCAAUCGUUGAAGGUAAGGAUGAUGGCGUAUAUAAGGUGGCAAUCCAUACGAUACCACACGACCCCAGUGAAGGCAAAAAGGAGGAGGAGAUCGAGGUCCAACAAUUGAUGAAAGAAGUAUAUUACUGAAAAUGCAUUGCAUGAUACGUUCAAAGCUCAGAUGGAAGAAUUCGCUUUCAUGGUGAUCAAGGAGGCUGUGGAACAAGUACAUAAUGUAAUACAGUACAGUCAAGAUCUCAACAGGCACUGCAAACUCAUCAAUGAAAACCCAAGGACGAACGCCUCAUCUGGAGAUGUCAUACCAAGAGCCUCCCGGACAAGAAAACAAGAGAAGAAGAAAUUUCCAGAAAUAAUAAUAUUAAAACAACAUAAGUAAAAAAUCAC
This is a messenger RNA of Homalodisca vitripennis (glassy-winged sharpshooter), 3063 nucleotides long. RefSeq lists its product as uncharacterized. The record is from RefSeq and is a predicted model, not a curated record. NCBI's taxonomy places the organism in Eukaryota, Metazoa, Arthropoda, Insecta, Hemiptera, Cicadellidae. The coding region runs from base 1 to 2808 and encodes 935 amino acids. The transcript has 8 exons.